Molecule: messenger RNA, 4495 nt
Organism: Dermochelys coriacea (leatherback sea turtle)
Lineage: Eukaryota; Metazoa; Chordata; Testudines; Dermochelyidae
Gene: CNTN6
Product: contactin 6
Exons: 24
Coding region: 381-3533 (1050 amino acids)
Biological process (GO): brain development; cell-cell adhesion
Molecular function (GO): cell-cell adhesion mediator activity
Source: RefSeq, a predicted model, not a curated record
AAUAUUCAAAAGCCGUAGCGGCUAUGUGUGCAUGUGAUUCAAACACAAAUCGUGUGGGUCCUGUCACGAAUACAGCAAGAAAGCAGUGUAUUUCAUGAGUAGUACCAGUGAAGAGAUACGCAACACUCAGUGGAUAAAAGGCUCGUAGUCCCAGCUGGGAAAAUAGUUCCAUUAUCUCCCAGCUGCAUAGACAUUCCAUACAGCUUGGUUCUGCCUGGAUGAACAGUGUGGCUUGCUGAGAGCUUGAAACAGUUCUGCAGAAAAUUGUAAAGAUCCUGAGACAUUUCACUGUUAAGAUCUAAUAUAAAGACAGUUCCAGGAAGAUAUAUUUUAUUCUCUGCUGAUUGGAUGGGAGGGAUUGUUGACCUUGGAAAGUGGAGAUGAUGUUGCUAUGGAAACUAGUAAUUCUGCUGCCACUCCUGAGCUGCAACACAGAGAAAGAUACUCUUCACAUUCCUGUUUUUAUCCAAGAGCCAUAUGACAUCACUUAUUCUAUUGGUUCAGAGGACCCAGAAAUACUGCUGAAUUGUACAGCCAAAGGAUAUCCAUUACCAUACUACAGGUGGAAGCAAAAUGGCACAGAUAUUGAUCUUACCAUGAGUUAUCACUACAGGUUGGUUGGAGGCAGCUUGGCAAUCAAUAACCCACAUACAAAACAGGAUAUUGGAACAUACCAGUGUUUGGCCACAAAUUCAUUUGGAACAAUUCUGAGCAGGAAGGCAAAGCUUCAAUUUGCAUGUUAUAAGUUUGAUUUGCAUGAGACUAUCUACAGGACUAAAUUUCCAUGCCUACCAGGACCUAAAGAUCUUGGAAAUUUUGAAACCAAAACAAGAAGCAUCGUCUCAGUCAGAGAAGGACAAGGAGUGGUUUUGCUUUGUGGUCCUCCACCACACUAUGGAGACCUUUCCUAUGCUUGGAUCUUCAAUGAUAACCCCUUGUAUGUUCAGGAGGAUAGUCGUCGAUUUGUAUCCCAAGAGACAGGAAAUCUAUACAUCGCCAAAGUAGAGCCAUCUGAUGUGGGCAAUUAUACCUGUAUUGUAACUAAUGCUAAAUCAGAACAAAGUGUUCGGGGCCCACCCACUCCACUCAUCCUCCGUAGUGAUGGUGUGAUGGGAGAGUAUGAACCAAAGAUUGAAGUACGUUUUCCAGAAACAACAUAUGCAGCGAAGGGUUCAUCUGUUAAACUGGAAUGCUUUGCCCUUGGAAAUCCAGUUCCCAGUAUUAGCUGGAAAAGGAGUGAUGGACACCCAUUGGCAAGGAAAAUCAAACACUACAAAUCCAAAGGAGUCCUUGAAAUCCCAGAUUUUCAGCAGGAAGAUGAAGGCUUUUAUGAGUGUAUUGCAGGAAACAUUCGAGGAAGAAACAUUGCAAGAGGUCAACUAAUAAUCUACGCACUCCCUGAAUGGGAUAAAAAAAUCCAAAAUGCCUAUCUGUCUCUCUAUGACAGCUUGUUUUGGGAAUGUAAAGCAAGUGGAAAGCCAAGUCCUUCCUACAGUUGGUUAAAAAAUGGCCAACCCCUUAUGCCAGAGGAGAGAAUUCAAAUAGAAAAUGGAACUCUUACCAUAACUAUGCUGAAUGUAUCAGAUUCUGGCCUUUAUCAGUGUGUUGCGGAAAACAAAUACAAUACAAUUUAUGCAAAUGCUGAGUUAAGAGUGAUAGCUUCAGCCCCGGAUUUUUCCAAAAAUCCUGUGAAACAAAUGUCAGUUGCUCAAGUUGGGGGUGAAGUUACCAUUGAAUGUAAACCAAAUGCUUCUCCCAGGGCAGUUAUCAACUGGAAAAAGGGCACCAAUGUUCUGCGACAAAACAAAAGGAUCUUUAUGCUAGAGGAUGGCAGUCUCAAGAUAUAUAAUAUUACCAAAACAGAUGCAGGAGUGUACACUUGUAUAGCAAUGAAUCAAUUUGGAAUUGCCAGGAAUUCAGGAACCCUGAUUGUGAAAGAGAGGACUGUAAUUAUUGUUCCACCUUCUAAAAUGGAUGUUACAGUUGGAGAGAGUAUAGUCCUACCAUGUCAGGUAUCUCAUGACCCCUCCACUGAGGUUGUGUUCACAUGGUCAUUCAAUGGAGAUGUGAUAGAUUUUAAAAGAGGAGUGAAUCAUUUUGAAAGAAUUGGAGGAGAAUCUGUUGGGGAUUUGAUGAUAAGAAAUAUUCAGCUAAAUCAUUCCGGGAAAUAUGUUUGUAUGGUACAAACAACCAUAGACAGUCUAUCUGCAGCAGCAGAUGUAAUUGUAAGAGGCCCUCCAGGUCCCCCACAAGAUGUUAGAAUCGAACACAUUUCUAGCACUACUGCCCUGCUAUGCUGGAGACCAGGAACAGAUAAUAAUAGUCCAGUCCAAAUCUACAGUGUUCAGACAAGGACUCCUUUUUCAGUUGGAUGGCAGGCAGUUUCAACCGUUCCUGAAGUUCUCAAUGGUAGAACCUAUUCAGCAACAGUGACUGGUUUAAACCCUUGGGUUGAAUAUGAAUUCCGUGUGGUUGCCGGCAAUAGCAUUGGGAUUGGGGAGCCAAGCAGACCAUCAGAGCUGCUAAGAACGAAAGCAUCAGUUCCUCUAGUGGCACCUACAAAUGUGAGCGGAGGUGGAGGGAGUCGCUCUGAGCUCAUCAUCGCAUGGGAGUCAGUUUCUGAAGAACUACAAAAUGGGGAAGGUUUUGGCUACAUCAUUAUGUUUCGGCCUCUUGGUUCAACAAGCUGGACGAAGGCAGUAGUGGCUUCAGUAGAAGCAUCAAAGUAUGUCUACCGAAAUGAAAGUAUUAUACCUCUCUCUCCUUUUGAAGUUAAAGUGGGUGUCUACAAUAAUGAAGGAGAAGGGACUCUGAGCUCUAUAUUCAUUGUCUACUCAGGAGAAGAUGAGCCACAGAUUGCACCAAUGGGGGUUUCUGUGCAGAGCUUUUCAGCUUCUGAAGUUGAAGUAUCUUGGAAUGCUAUUGCAUGGAACAGGCAUACAGGAAGGGUACUUGGCUAUGAGGUUUUAUACUGGACAGACGAUUCCAAGGAAACCGCAGCUGGUAAAGUUAGAGUCAGUGGAAAUGUAACAGCAAAAAACAUCACAGGACUAAAGGCCAACACAAUAUAUUUUGCAACAAUAAGAGCUUACAACACAGCUGGGACAGGACCAACCAGCACUCCAGUCAACAUCACUACUAAGAAGUCACCACCAAGUCAACCACCAGCAAACAUUGCAUGGAAACUGACAAAUUCAAAAAUAUGCUUGAAUUGGGAACAUGUAAAAACAAUGGAAAAUGAAUCAGAGGUGUUAGGCUACAAAAUUUCGUACAGGCAAAAUAGACAAAGCAAAACUCAUAUAUUGGAGACAAACAACACCUCAGCUGAGCUUCUGGUACCAUUUGAAGAAGAUUAUCUCAUAGAAAUAAGAACAAUCAGCGAUGGUGGGGAUGGCAGCAGUAGUGAGGAAAUUAGGAUUCCAAAAAUAUCAAGUUUAAACUCCAGAGGAACAAAAUCAUUCCAGUUGGUAGUCCCUGUGGUAACAAUUGGAAUUAUGAUUCUGAAUUGCAUUCUUACUUUCUCAGCUCUUUGAUGAUUAAAGCCAGGGACAGUCAUGGACUUUUAUCCUGAUACUCCAGCCACAGCCAACAUGCCCGAUGACUAUACUAUUGGGGGAUGUGAAUAUACACUGUACAUUAUUAAGAAUGUAAAUAUCAAUAUUGCAUUAAUAAAAUAUAUUAAAAACUGAGGAUAAAGAUAUAUAAAUAAAUUAAAUGGAGUGGUGACAAAAUAUAGCUGUGUGAUUGUAACAAGUGACACCUAUUAUAUUUUGCAAACAAUGAGGUAUGGUACAAAUCCAGUUUAAUUAUAUGACCCACAUGAAAGACCCGGGCCAACUCAUAAAUGGUGAAUUGAUAACAAAGAGGGAAUAAGUUUGCAGGUGUUUGUGAAGUGAAUAUUUAUCCUGUCUUCCUCAUUUUAAGCUAUAAAAAAGAAUAAUAAUCAAACUUUACAAUUUAAUGAAAAAAUAUUUGUUUACAUUUUGCACCUAUUUGUAUCAGGUUACCACCGUUAGGAUGUUGCAAGACAUGAAUCGACAUAUAAUGUAACCUUUUGACCUUUACCAAAUUAUUUUCUCUGAAAAGGGAAAUAGUCAUCUGUUUCUACAAAAGGAAUUAGAGUCCAAUCCGAAACUCAUUGAACUCAGUUAAAACAAUCCCAUUGACGUCAAUACCAAAGGCUGUGGAUCAGGCCCUUAAACAGACAAUAUUUCUUAUGAUACAGCAUACGCUAAACCACUAUAUUCUCAAAGACAUUAAAAAAAACUUUCAUGCAAAGAAAUUAUUCUGGUCAAUAAAUCAAGCAUUUCGGGGGGGGCUAAAUAUUUACAUUAAUAUUAUUAUAAAAAGGAACAUCUUCACGGUUGGUCUGUGAAAUAUUUGAUGUACUAUUUUUCUUAUAACUGUUUGGAAAUUCAAUGUAAUUUUGUGUUUCAUUUUCUAAAUCAUCUGCUUCAGUUCUGUUUUUCUAAUAAAUAAAUAACUGAAUAAUCCA